GAAAGUGUCAGUGUCAGAGGAUCCUGGAUCAGCUGUUAGCUGUUGUCCCUCCACAACAUCCACUGAUAACAGCCAUCCUUACUACGAGCACAGGCUGAGCAGGCGCCGCCUAUGAGGAUAGAAACCAGAGGCUCCGCAGCGUCACGUCGUUUCCAGGUAGCAUGAACUCCCUCCCAGGAAGAGCCGCUCUGUCUCUGUGCAAGCGCACAGCACCGGGCGGGAUGAGGGUCUUCGCCGGGUCCCCGGGUCACCCCGCCGGGGGACUGACGGCCUCUCUCCAGGCUGCGCGGGUCUGCCACUGCGGGCCGAACCGCAGGAGCAGCGUCAGCACCAAGAAGCGGGGCUACGACAUCACCAGAAACCCGCACCUCAACAAGGGAAUGGCAUUCACCCUGGAGGAGCGCCUACAACUGGGCAUCCACGGCCUGCUGCCCCCCUGUUUCCUCUCCCAGGACGUUCAAGUGCUGCGCGUCAUGAAGAGCUAUGAAACACGCAGCAAUCCUCUGGACAAGUACAUCCUGCUGAUGACGCUGCAGGACAGGAACGAGAAGCUGUUCUACCGUUUGCUGACCUCCGACGUCGAGGAGUUCAUGCCCAUCGUGUACACCCCCACUGUCGGCCUGGCCUGUCAACAGUAUGGACUGGCCUUCAGGAGACCACGAGGACUCUUCAUCACCAUCCACGAUAGAGGCCACAUCGCCACCAUGCUCAACUCCUGGCCUGAAGAAGACAUAAAGGCCAUCGUGGUGACGGAUGGGGAGCGUAUCCUGGGCCUGGGGGACCUGGGAAGCUAUGGUAUGGGCAUUCCAGUGGGGAAGCUGGCGCUCUACACAGCCUGCGGUGGUGUUCGGCCGCAGCAGUGUCUCCCUGUGCUGCUGGACGUCGGCACCGACAACCAGACGCUGCUCGAUGACCCCCUGUACAUCGGACUGAAGCACAAGAGAAUCAGAGGGAAGGAGUACGACGAGCUGAUCGACGAGUUCAUGCAGGCGGUGACAGACAAGUACGGGAUGAACACUCUGAUACAGUUUGAGGAUUUCGCCAACAGCAACGCCUUUCGCAUCCUCAACAAAUACAGGAAUCGAUACUGUACCUUCAACGACGACAUCCAAGGCACGGCCUCUGUAGCUGUCGCCGGGAUCUUAGCUGCUCUGAAGAUCACCAAGAACAAACUCUCAGAUCACACCUUCGUCUUCCAGGGAGCAGGCGAGGCUGCUCUGGGUAUUGCUCACCUGCUUAUAAUGGCCAUGGGCAAAGAGGGACUGAGUAAAGAAGAAGCUGCCAAGAGAAUCUGGAUGGUGGACUCGAAAGGUCUCAUUGUGAAGGGAAGAAGCCAUCUCAACCACGAGAAGGAGGAGUUUGCUCACGAUCACCCGCACCUGAAGACCCUGGAGGAGGUGGUGCACACCAUGAAACCCACUGCAAUCAUAGGAGUGGCUGCUACUGCAGGAGCAUUCACUGAGAAGAUAAUCAAAGACAUGGGGUCCUUCAACGAGAGGCCAAUCAUCUUUGCCCUGAGUAAUCCCACCAGCAAGGCGGAGUGCACGGCAGAGCAGUGCUACAAGCUCACAGAGGGCCGGGGCAUCUUUGCUAGUGGGAGUCCGUUUGAUAAGGUGGUGCUGGCUGAUGGACGCGCCUUCUACCCCGGCCAGGGAAACAACGCCUACGUCUUCCCUGGAGUUGCUUUGGGCGUUAUAGCCUGUGGAGUGCGCCACAUAUCUGAUGAUGUCUUCCUCACCACAGCAGAGGCGAUAGCUGAAAUGGUGACAGAGGAGCACCUGGCAGAGGGAAGACUCUACCCUCCCCUCAGCACCAUAAGAGAGGUGUCCUUCAAGAUUGCAGUGAAGAUUGUCAACUAUGCAUACAGACACAACAUUGCUUCUCUGUACCCCGAGCCCAAAGACAAGGAGGCGUUCGUGCUGUCUCAUGUCUACAGUCCUGAUUACGACUCCUUCACUCUGGACACAUACAGCUGGCCACAGGAGGCCAUGAACGUCCAGGACGUGUGAUCCUGACCGCCUCUCUCUAAACAUCGUAUGCUGCCGUGGCGACGUGUAGGAUUGCAUCUAGUACUCGCUUUUUUUUUUUGUUUUGUUUAUUUCCUUCUUUCUUUCAUAAAUGUUAGUGUCUGCCCCCCUUUCAGAUAGACAGUGGUCGUUAUGAUUUAGAUGCCAAACAAAUGUUAUCUAUGACCUUUGGAGUGUUUUUUCAGUGCUGUACUAUUAAUUUGUAUUAUCAGCAUACGUCUCUGUACCUGAUCAAAGGUCUGACUGUGCGAAAUGCUUUAGCAGCGCAUAUCAUAUCCGAUAUUUUGAGCACGGCCUCUAUAACUUUACAACUUAAACUACACUCCUUUCUUUAAAUUUUCCACCUAAGGCACUGUAGCAUUAAGCACUCGCAGUCACUCAAAAUCUGUUCCUGAGAGCCGAAUUGCAGCUGGUGCGUUAACAACGAAGGAGUGGCUCACAGUAACGCACAAUGCUUCCUCUUGUCUUGACACAAAUGAACAGAGGACCCAUUUUGAAGCUUAAAAAAGAGAAAAAAGUCAAGCUUUCAGUGCCUCUUCCUGUGUGACCUCAGGACAGUAUUUCUCCAUUGUGAUUUAAAAAAGCUCGAUUUGUUGGGUGGAUAGCAGGGCCGUUGUAGAGGCCACAUCUGGCUCGUGCCUGUAGCUGCUUCUUCAUAUUUGACACUCCUGUCACGCCGAUUGUUUUAACCUGCACGCAGGAGGGAAAAGAGCCGAGAGUCGGCCUGCACUUCUGUCUCUGCUCCCCUGUGAGAGUAGGUCCUGCUUGAUGGGAGGCGCUGCUGUCUUCUCCACUGCGUUCAGACGUGGGAUUGGUGGAGAUGUGUCACCAUCAGGAUGAUUUUGUAUACAGUGUGUGUGUGUGUGUUGUUCUUUAGUUUUGUACAGAGCUCUGCCUGUGGUUGUAUUUUUGCCAAAGUUACUGAUUAACUGUAUCUUUCACUCCUAGAGAACAUGAUGUUCUGCAAGCUUUAGUAUAGAGGGAUAUGCUUCAAGUUUUCAAAGGGAACAUGAAACUUUUUAAAUAAAAUUGUUGAUUA
Messenger RNA from Chelmon rostratus (copperband butterflyfish), 3066 nucleotides. It is a transcript of the gene me3, whose product is annotated as malic enzyme 3, NADP(+)-dependent, mitochondrial. Bases 162 to 2009 code for a protein of 615 amino acids. Gene Ontology annotation, cellular component: mitochondrion. The record is from RefSeq and is a predicted model, not a curated record. Gene Ontology annotation, molecular function: NAD binding; malate dehydrogenase (decarboxylating) (NAD+) activity; malate dehydrogenase (decarboxylating) (NADP+) activity. Lineage: Eukaryota; Metazoa; Chordata; Actinopteri; Chaetodontiformes; Chaetodontidae. The transcript is spliced from 15 exons. Gene Ontology annotation, biological process: malate metabolic process; pyruvate metabolic process.